Lytechinus variegatus (green sea urchin) is the source of this 1722-nucleotide messenger RNA. RefSeq names its product transmembrane protease serine 13-like. The coding region runs from base 694 to 1383 and encodes 229 amino acids. The transcript has 2 exons. The record is from RefSeq and is a predicted model, not a curated record. NCBI's taxonomy places the organism in Eukaryota, Metazoa, Echinodermata, Echinoidea, Temnopleuroida, Toxopneustidae.
CCGAGAACUAGCUAGCUAGCUAGUGAGCGAACGUAGACUGCUACACCUUAACCCGCCGCAUGACCUUGUACGACAAGAAGGAAGCAUGAAAAGUAGUUCACCUUGUUUCCCCAUUAGGCAAAUGGACUGCGCUGGGCUGGCUUUGUUUUGCGUUUUGCUCUCGCUACGUGGGCUAUCGAAGCAAGCCACAGUCGAUCGAACAGCAGCGGGCAGAGUGAAAUCAUAUUACCUCUCGCUCUCUCUCUCUCUCCCCUGCAUUAGCUCUGGAGCGCUCUCUCUAUCUCACGGUGGCUAGCUUGCUUGGUGCAGCCUGGCUGGAAAUCUGUGCAGGUUCGGAUGCAGACGUUAUACACGUCUCUCCCAUAUCCAUUCUAAGGAGUACUUUUCUUGCGUCGUGAAUUGCCUCUAUAUGUGAUGAUCUGUGUUGAAAAAUAAUAGUUGCAGAGAUAUUCUGUUUGCCGUGAAAUCUCGAGGAGAAACAGACAAGAUUAAUCGGCAUUCAAUCAAAUUUUUUUAAAUGGACUUUUGGUGUAUGCUUAUUGGAGCUAGAAAAAGGGUACAACCCUUUUGUUAUUGGCCGUGAACUUUUUUUUGUGUAUCAGAUGUGUUUGGAUUUUGUGUUGGACGGGACCAUUACCUUUUACAGCUGCAUAUAGGUCAGAAUCUAUCAGGUGAGGAGCUUGUGAAGUCAGCAUGUCUAAGCGUCAGAGCGGUGGAGGCAAGGAGGCCCUGCCGGCACACAUCAAGCGGCCCUGCGUGCAAGUGGCUCGUCCGAUCCACGUCUACCCUCACGAGCCUGUUCAUGGUUGUUCGCGGCACCAGAGUGACGUGGAACGCUUGGAUAACAGUACCCCGCACAUCUGCAGUAGCAGCAGCAGCAGCAGUGGUUCUACAGACGGUCGCCAGCAGAGUCCAGAUCAAGUGUUUGGAUCACACGACAUGGAUAGAUCACAAACGUCACCUCCACAACAGAACUCCCCUCCUCGAGCCUCACCUCUUCACGCAUCCUCACCACUUAGAGUAUCACCUCCAUUGAUAUCACCUCCUCAGGUGUCACCACAGUGUGUAUCACCCUCCCAUGCUUCACCUCUCACAACCUCAACAACCAGGGCCUCUCCGACGACCAGAGGGUCUCCAUCCCGCGUGUCACCGGCUCACGUUUCCCCUAGUCACGUAUCUCCUACCCACACAUCCCCACCCCAGGUGUCCCCAACUCGUGUAUCACCGUCGCACACUUCACCACCUUGCAGCUCCCCUUCUGCAGUAACAAACUGUGAAGCUUGCCACUAUCACCAUCAUCACCAUCACCCACCACCAUCAUCAACAACAACAACUACAACAACCUCCACCACCACCACCACCACACCAUCACAACCAUGUUAGUUACAGCGCCGCGUACUCUCCCUCCGCCACUGGACUCAACUAGCAAACCCUUGUGCGAUUCGCAACGCCACGAGCCCCUGUCCCACAAAGCCCCGCCAAAGUCUUCCGGUGCAGUCUUACCAAUUCGGUCCCAUGCUUCCCUCCCGUCUUGGAUUAAAUCGGAAGACCACAGGCCAACCUGGGCGAAACGCCCUCUGCCUGCGAAGGACCAUUCAAACGAGGCUCGGUCACGGACCGGAGAGAAGCAGCCAACACAGGAGGCAGAGAAGAAUAAGCAGGAAUUGGAAUCGGCGAACCCUGUUACCCGAUGGCCAAGUGCACCAAAAUGGGUUGAACUUG